This is a messenger RNA of Gastrolobium bilobum, 3473 nucleotides long. RefSeq names its product U-box domain-containing protein 44-like. Gene Ontology annotation, molecular function: protein binding; ubiquitin-protein transferase activity. NCBI's taxonomy places the organism in Eukaryota, Viridiplantae, Streptophyta, Magnoliopsida, Fabales, Fabaceae. The transcript has 4 exons. Gene Ontology annotation, biological process: protein ubiquitination; cell surface receptor signaling pathway. Bases 152 to 3193 code for a protein of 1013 amino acids. The record is from RefSeq and is a predicted model, not a curated record.
CUAGCUCAAAUCGUCUCUCCCCAGAUAUCUCUUCUGUGCCAAAAACAGGAAGAAAAGAAGCAAUCUGCAGGCGCAAUAGUUUCAACUUCUGGGCAAUAGAUAGAGUUUAGUUUACAUAGUUUGUGUAAAGAAUUCAGUAUAGACAUUUACUAUGGUAGGAUUGGAACUCAUACCUAUAGGUACAAUUUUGGCCGUGGUAAUCAACCAGGUCUCCAAAACAGCUCAUGCAGCAGCUGAUAUUCUUAUUGGUAAAGAAAGUUUCAAGGCCCUUUCAAAAUAUCUAUUUGAUAUUGAGCCAGUGCUGAAGGAAUUACAGCUUCAGGAAUUGAAUGAAUCUCAAGCUGCAAGGGUUGCCCUGGAGUCUCUUGAAGCAGAUGCUAAAAAGGCGAAUAAUUUGGUUGAGAAGUACAGGAACCGUGGCAGUUUUUACUUACUGGUUAAGUGCCGAUUGAUAGUUGAGGAAGUUGAACAAGUCACAAGGGAUAUUGGAAGGUCUCUGGCCGCACUGUCUAUUGCAAAUACUGAAGUCCUUUCAAGAAUUUCUGAUCAAGUUAAUAGAUUACAGAAUGAGAUGCAAAGGGUGGAGUUUGAGGCUUCACAAUCUCAGCUUCAAAUUGUUGACAAGUUAGACCAGGGACUUAGAGAACAGAAACUAGAUCAGGCUUUUGCAAAUGACAUGCUUGAGGAGAUAGCAAGGGCAGUUGGGGUGCCAGUGGAACCCUCAGAGAUUAGCAAAGAGUUGGCCAGCAUUAGGAGAGAAAAAGAAGAAGCUGCCAACAGAAAAGAAAGAGCUGAAGUUAUUUUCUUGGAACAGAUCAUUGAGUUACUCUCUCGAGCUGAUGCAGCUAGGGAUUAUGAAGAAGUUAAGAAGCAAUACUUUGAAAGGGUUCAGGUGAUAGAGAGAUAUGAUUCAAGGGAAAAAUAUAUCCUACCACUUAAUUCUUUCCUUUGUUGUAUAACUGGAACUGUUAUGGUAGAUCCUGUCAGCCUUUGCACUGGUACUACAUGUGAGAGAUCUGCCAUUGAAGCUUGGUUUUACAAUGGCAACAGGACAGACCCGGAAACAAAAGAGGUUCUUGAAGAUACUACCUUGAGGUCUAACAUUGCAGUAAAACAAUCCAUUGAAGAGUGGAGAGAACUUAAUUAUUGUCUCGUAAUAAGGUCUAUCAGGGAAAAUUUAUUAGGAAAAUCUGACCUGCAAGGAUCCCUGAGCCAAAUUCAGGCUCUAAUAAGAGAGAAUUCUAUUAACAAGGAUUGGAUUUCUAUAGGAGAGCUUACUGAUAUUGUUAUCUCUGUUCUUGGGAACUCUGAUGACAGAGAAGUGAAGAUGAAGAUUUUAAUAACUUUGAAGGAUGCUGUAGAGGGGCAUGCAAAAAACAAGGAGAAAGUGGCUGAAUCUCUAGGAUGGGAUCACAUUAUUUCCUGCUUAGGGAGUGACCCUAGCAUUUCAAAGGCAGCAAUUGAUUUGCUAUAUGAGUUGCUUCAAGACCGAUCUGGUUGGAAUGAAUGUUUCUGCAAAAAACUCUCUCAGAAUCAUACUGCAGUUCUUUUCCUUGUCACCCUUCUGAAGAAUCCUGUAAAUGAUUCAGCUGACAUCGCAGAAAAGAUUUUGAUGGAGCUUUUUGAAAUAAAUGAGGACAGCAUUACUACUGCUGCUAAUUUUGGCUGGUAUAAACCACUUGUUGAUCGAAUGAUACGAGGAACGGAUUCAAGAAUAUCAAUGACAAAAGCCACAGUUAAUUUGGAGUUGAGUGAUUUGAACUUGAAACUCCUUGCCAAGGAAGGAGUUAUACCUCCUUUGCUAGAAAUGCUAUCUGGAAAUAUUGAAUCAAAAGACUUGGCAUUAUCAGCCCUGGUUAAACUAGCAGGAUCUCAUUCCAAUAAGGGAAUCAUUGCUGCAUGUGGAGGUGUUCCUCUUAUUCUAGAUUUAAUGUUCUCUCCUCGGAUACGGACAUUCAUUACCAUUAAAUGUUCUGAAAUCCUUGAGAAGCUUUCUUCUGAUAAUGAUGGAAUUGUUUUCUUUGUUGAUGGAGAAGGGAAACAACUUGAGUUAGAUUCCAUCAUCACCAAUUUGCUAGCUCUGCAGCAGAGUUCUAACUCAGGUUACAACUUCCGAAAGCCUGUACUACGUGCUCUUCUUGGCAUUUGCAAGUUUGAGACUGGUUUGGUUAAGAAAGCAAUUCUUGCAGCUAAAGGUGUAUCUUUAAUUCUUCCACUUCUUGAUGAUUCUGACUCAGAAGUCCGGGAGAAUGCUAUCAAUCUGCUCUUCCUUUUCUCUCAGCAUGAGUCAGAAGGAAUAGUUGAAUACCUCCUCAGGCCUAGAAGGCUUGAAGCUUUGAUUGGAUUUCUUGAGAAUGAUGACAACGAUAAUGUGCAGAUGGCAGCUGCUGGUUUGCUAGCAAACCUGCCAAAAUCAGAACGAGAACUCACUAUGAAGUUGAUUGAAUUGGGUGGACUUGAUGCAAUCAUAAGCAUUUUGAAAACUGGCAAAAUGGAAGCAAAAGAAAAUGCUCUCAGUGCACUCUUCAGGUUCACAGACCCUACAAAUAUUGAUUCACAGCGGGAUUUGGUUAAACGUGGAAUAUAUCCUUUGCUUGUAAAUUUUCUCAACACUGGUUCAGUCACAGCAAAGGCAAGAGCAGCAGCUUUCAUUGGUGAUCUUUCUAUGAGCACUCCAAAGCUCACAGUUGUUUCCAAAUCAACUAGUUGCUGGUUUUUUAAAUCAUCACGAGUUCCUUUAUGUUCAGCACAUGGGAGUGUAUGCAGUGUGACUGACACAUUUUGUCUGUUGGAAGCAAAUGCUUUGCCUGGCUUGAUAAAGCUGUUACUUGGGGAGGUUCAUGCAACUGCUUAUGAAGCAAUACAGACACUUUCCACAUUGGUUUUGGAAGACUUUCCUCAAAGGGGUGCUCGUGUCUUGCAUGAAUCAAAUGCAAUAAGACCCUUAUUGGACAUUUUGAAUUGGGGAACUGAUUCUCUCAAGGCAGAAGCUCUAGGACUGUUGGAGAAGGUGUUUGUGUCAAAGGAAAUGGUAGAACACUAUGGAACAAUAGCUAGAUCACGUCUUGUUGGUCUUAAUGGCAUGCAGAUAUAUGGUGAUGGCCACCUCAGGAGAAAGGCUGCCAGGGUACUAUCAUUGCUUGAACGCUAUUCAAAGACAUCAUCAUCUGCAAUCUCUGGAGUUUUGGAGUGAAAUUCUAGGCCCUCAAGGAGGGAACAAGUUUCCUCAACUCUUAAUUUACUUUCUUUUUUAAUAUGAGUUUUAUUAAUCUCAUGUUAAAGGAGAUAAUUUAUCUCAUGUCAUAGAGAUAAACUUGUGGGCUCUACCAUCUAAAAGAAAAAGUGACACAGAUAUCGAAGAGUGUGUAAGAGAGAAAACUUAUCUCUAGCAUGACAAUAACUUUUCCGUUUUAAUAUAUUGGGUAAUUGUCAAUUAACAUAUUUAGAUACAUGUCGCUCAGUUUUUCUUGGAU